This is a messenger RNA of Rotaria sordida, 1092 nucleotides long. The record is from the annotation of a GenBank genome assembly. NCBI's taxonomy places the organism in Eukaryota, Metazoa, Rotifera, Eurotatoria, Philodinida, Philodinidae.
AUGGAUAAUAAAUUGACAAAAAUUCGUCGAACAUUUGCUAUUCAAUUAACAACAAAACAUAAACUUAAAUUACAUAUUCCAAAUAAUGAUUCAUCAGAUUCAAUAUUUGAAAUAUUUAUUAAUGAAAUGUCUAAACAAUUACAUAAUAAAUUAAUUAAACAAGAUGAACAAUUAUUAAAAGAAACAAAUAGAAAUUCUCCAUUAUUUAUACAAAGAAAACAACUUCAAAAAGAUAUUGAUGAUUUUCAAAUAUUAAAUAAACGUCAAGAUGUACGUACAAUACAACAAAUUAUUGAACGUGUUGAACAUAUGGCUAUGUUUAAUAGAAAAUAUGAUACAACUCAAAUUGAAUCUUUAUUACAAACGAAUAAACAAUCUCAAUCAAUAAUUAUUCCAACUAUGAAAUCAAUUUCAGUAUCAUGUCCUUAUCGAGCUUUAUGUUGUGAAUUAGUUGAUCGUCUCAAUUGGCCAUCGGAAUUAUUUGCACCUGAAUAUGAUCGAUGUUUUUGUAAGACAUGUUAUCCAAUAACAUUACCUAAUGCUUGUCAAGGUAAUAUUGGAAAUAAAUAUCCAAUAAUUAUACCAAGAAAUUGGAUGAAAUUUGGACUUAAAAUUGAUGAAGUUCAAGCUAAAAUCCAUCAAAUUUGGGAUAAAUGGGCAAUAUCAUAUCAUGGUACAUUACCUAAUGCUGCAUUAUCAAUGAUUAAACAUCGACAAAUUUGUUUACCUGGUGAUACACUUUUAGAUGGAACAAAAUUAACAAUUCGACCUGGACAUAUUAAUGGUCAAAAAGCUUUUUUUACUUCACCAACAAUUCGUUAUGCAGCUCAAAACCAUUAUUCAACUCCACUUGAAUUUACAUCACAAAUAGAUAAAUAUGUUUAUACAGCUAAAAUUGUUUUACGUUGUCGUCAAAUGCCUGGUACAUUUACAAUUCAAGGUGAAACAUUAAAUAAUUCUCAAAUCAAUGGAACAGAUUUUUGUGAUAUUAUACCUGAUGAACAAAUUGAAUGGAAAACUGAUAAACGUGGUACAGUUAUUUUUGAUGGAUUAUGUAUUCGAUUAAAACGAGUAUCAAAUCAAACGUUUAAU